AUGGGGUCUCUUAUAUCGUCGGCCUACCAGUAUAUAUUUCGGAAGCGGGAGACGCAAUGGCUUGAUAUUGACGACUUCAACCCCGAUGAGUCGGGUGAGCAAAACCAGCUCAUGCUCCAGGCCUUCGAGUGGUACGUGCCUGAUGACCAGAAACAUUGGCGACGGCUGCUGGCAGCCCUGCCAAGUCUUAAGGCGAUCGGAGUGACCAGUAUCUGGCUCCCACCGGGCUGUAAGGCCAUGAGCCCGUCCGGCAACGGGUAUGACAUCUACGACCUUUACGACUUGGGCGAGUUCGAUCAGAAAGGGUCCAGGGCCACGAAGUGGGGGACUAAGGAGGAGCUUGUUGCUCUUGUGAAGAGGGCGCAUGAGAUGGAGAUUGCGGUCAUUUGGGAUACGGUGCUUAAUCAUAAAGCUGCGGCUGAUCAUACGGAGAGGUGUGUGGCGGUUAGGGUUAAUCCGAAAGACCGCAGAAAAAUCAUCAGUGAGCCCGAGGAAAUUGAAGCUUGGUUGGGUUUUUCAUUUCCUGGUCGGGGGACAAGGUACAGCAAAAUGAAAUAUCAUUGGUACCAUUUUACAGGAGUCGACUAUAAUGCCCGUAAUAAGAAAACAGGGAUAUAUAAAAUCAUGGGGCCCGAUACUAAGGACUGGGCGCGAGAUGUUAGCAAGGAGAAUGGCAACUACGACUAUUUGAUGUUUGCGAAUCUGGACUACUCCCAUCCAGAAGUUCGUGAGGACGUCCUGAAAUGGAUUCAAUGGAUAGGUGACCAACUACCGAUCGCUGGUCUCAGGUUGGAUGCGGUAAAACACUAUUCAGCUGGGUUUCUAAAAGAGUUUAUCGGCCAUGUUCAGCGAACGGUUGGGCCUGGCUGGUUCCUUGUGGCUGAAUAUUGGAAGGUGGAAGUCCGAGAACUUUUGGAAUAUUUAGGACGAAUGGACUACCUGGUCUCGUUAUUUGAUGCGCCAUUGGUCCACCGGUUUUCUCAGAUUUCGAGGACGGCAGGCGCUGAUUUGCGUAGGGUCUUUGAGGGGACUUUGGUUAAAUAUGAGCAGAAACAUGCUGUGACAUUUGUCAUGAACCAUGAUACUCAACCGUCCCAAUCCCUCGAGGAACCCAUAGAAGAUUUCUUCAAGCCGCUCGCAUAUGCCCUAAUCCUCCUUCGCAAAGAGGGCCACCCCUGCCUUUUUUACGGCGACCUGUACGGAAUGUGCGGUGGCUGCCAGGGCAUCCUCAAACCCUCCUGCAAUGACCGACUAGCCGACCUAGCCCUUGCUAGAAAAUUAUAUGCAUACGGUCGACAGCGCGAUUAUUUUGAUAAAAGGAAUUGUAUUGGAUUCGUCCGCCUGGGCGACUCAGCACAUCCAGAUGGUCUCGCUUGCGUCCUCAGCAACGGCCCUGCCGACACGAAGCGCAUGUAUGUAGGAAAAGCGCAUGCGGACAGCGUCUGGACAGAGGUUUAUGGUUAUUGCCGUUCCAGAGUGAAGAUUGACAGUCGCGGUUAUGGUGUUUUUGGUGUGGUGUCACGUAACGUGAGCGUCUGGGUUCGUGAGGAUGCCAUGGGAAGGGAGAGCUUUGGGAAAUUUAAUUCGGAUAUCUACUCAUAUCUAGUUACUGAGUGA
Messenger RNA from Blastomyces gilchristii SLH14081, 1617 nucleotides. Its product is annotated as alpha-amylase. NCBI's taxonomy places the organism in Eukaryota, Fungi, Ascomycota, Eurotiomycetes, Onygenales, Ajellomycetaceae. Gene Ontology annotation, biological process: carbohydrate metabolic process. The transcript has 8 exons. Bases 1 to 1617 code for a protein of 538 amino acids. Gene Ontology annotation, molecular function: hydrolase activity, hydrolyzing O-glycosyl compounds; calcium ion binding. The record is from RefSeq and is a predicted model, not a curated record.